AUGAACAGCUUGGCCGCUGAACAUGUGGACGAAGAGACAGCCGCCCGUGACCGUCAAAUUGUGGCUGCAGUUAUAUUUAUGAUAGCCUUACCUGGCGUUAUAUGUAAUGCGCUGGUGGCUAUGUUCACUCGCAGCCUACCGACACUCAACAACUCGUUCGGACGACUAACAGCCAGCCAGGCCACUGGAGAGAUAGUCUGUUGCUGCUUCAUUCGCAUUCCACUAUGUGCCCAUGGUUGCCUUGUAAGCACUGCGUUCAUUGAAACUGACACCUACAGAAGAAAUGCACUCACCUGUCUCUCGUUUCAUUCCAGGGAUAUUGGAGUUAUGAAAGAGUACUCCCAUUACGUCGGUCUCAUUUUGCUGAUAUGCUAUGAUAUCUGCAUCUACUCUCACUUGAUUAUCGCUCUCAAUCGGUUGUCGGCCAUCAACUGUCCGCUAUCUUACUCUGUGCAUUUCAGUAAUCGCAACACCACCAUUCUCAUUAUCGCUAUAUGGACAGUAUCCAUCAUUGCACCAUGUGCGCUACAUGGGAGAAGAAUCUGCUCGCUUUCUUACUCGGAUCCCGUUUACACCUACAUCUUCAAUCCCAGUGAGUUUUGCGGGCAAUUGUGGUAUGUGGACUUUAUUCAAGAUGUGAUUAUUGUAAUUCUCAUAGCUAUCAUUGACACAAUUACAAUAAUCAAAUACCGACUCUCAACAUCAACGGUGAGCAAUGUUCAAGUCAAUGAUUCACCGAGUGAAUUGUAA
Messenger RNA from Ostertagia ostertagi, 750 nucleotides. Lineage: Eukaryota; Metazoa; Nematoda; Chromadorea; Rhabditida; Trichostrongylidae. The record is from the annotation of a GenBank genome assembly.